AUGGGUUUAGAUAAUAUAUACAAAUCUAAAUUAAUAAACAAGAGCUACUGGGAAGAGUUUUAUGAAAAUGAACUAAAGUCAUAUAAUGAAGUUGGCUUUAGAGGUGAGGAGUGGUUCGGGGAUUAUAUUAAUCCAAUAGUAGGUUGGAUUGUAGAAACUGGAUAUGACGUAGCAUCUAAAAGAAUUCUAGACAUAGGAUGUGGAAACGGCUUAUUUUUGAUAGAAUUAAUACGGAAUAUCAAUUUUAGCAGUGCUGUUGGCAUAGAUUAUAUACCAUCUGCAAUCGAACUUGCAAAAAAAAUAGUUAAAGAAGAAGGAUUUUCUAGUAAAAUUUCAUUAUAUCCAGUAGAUUUAGUUUCAGGAAAGGACGUUUCAAAACAAAGUGACGAUGAAAAGAUCUUAGAUCUGGGAAAAUUUGAAAUAGUUGUUGAUAAAGGAACUUAUGACAUUUUUGUAAUGAAAAAUGAAAGGCAUGUCUACAAAGAUAGUGUUUCAAGAUACUUAAAAAAUGGAAGUAUUUUAUUCAUUUCCUCGUGUAAUUCAACCCCAGAAGAAUUAUGUAAUGUAUUUGAAGAUCACGUCCAUUUUGAAAAAGUGUCAGAGUUGAAGCACAAAUCUUAUAGUUAUAAUGGAAAAGAAGGGCAAGUCCUAGCCUCUGUAGCUUUUAGAUAUAUUAUGAGUUAA
This is a messenger RNA of Cryptosporidium ubiquitum, 684 nucleotides long. Its product is annotated as methylase. Gene Ontology annotation, biological process: peptidyl-lysine monomethylation; peptidyl-lysine dimethylation. The coding region runs from base 1 to 684 and encodes 227 amino acids. Gene Ontology annotation, molecular function: protein-lysine N-methyltransferase activity. The record is from RefSeq and is a predicted model, not a curated record. Gene Ontology annotation, cellular component: cytoplasm. The transcript has a single exon. Lineage: Eukaryota; Apicomplexa; Conoidasida; Eucoccidiorida; Cryptosporidiidae.